AUGAGCCAGUUGUGUACCCGGGUGGCCAAGGCGGCCAAAAGCGUCCUGGCCUGUAUCAAACACAGUGUGUCCAGCAGGAACAGGGAGGCGGUUGUGGCGCUGUACUCAGCACAGUUCCUUGGCAUAGCAUUUCUUGGGAUUGGAUUGUGGGCAUGGAAUGAAAAGGGAGUGCUGUCCAAUAUUUCCUCCAUCACAGACCUGGGAGGCUUUGAUCCCGUUUGGCUCUUCCUGGUGGUAGGAGGAGUUAUGUUCAUUUUGGGAUUUGCAGGAUGCAUUGGAGCAUUGCGAGAAAACACCUUUCUUCUCAAGUUUUUUUCUGUGUUUCUUGGAAUUAUCUUCUUCCUGGAGCUCACUGCUGGUGUUCUAGCAUUUGUUUUCAAAGACUGGAUAAAGGACCAGCUGUAUUUCUUUAUCAACAACAACAUCAGAGCAUACCGAGAUGACAUUGAUUUGCAAAACCUCAUAGACUUCACACAGGAAUAUUGGCAGUGCUGUGGGGCUUUUGGAGCUGAUGACUGGAACCUUAAUAUUUACUUCAAUUGCACAGAUUCCAACGCGAGUCGGGAGCGCUGCGGUGUGCCCUUCUCUUGCUGCACUAAAGACCCUGCCGAAGCUGUUAUUAAUACUCAGUGUGGCUACGAUGCAAGGCAAAAACCAGAAGUUGAUCAGCAGAUUGUUAUCUACACUAAAGGCUGUGUCCCUCAGUUUGAGAAAUGGUUGCAGGACAAUCUUACCAUAGUUGCUGGUAUAUUCAUUGGGAUAGCAUUACUGCAGAUUUUUGGGAUAUGCUUAGCCCAGAAUUUGGUUAGUGACAUUGAGGCUGUCAGAGCCAGCUGGUAAAACUGCUGAAGUAACCACAAGAAGACACUGGACAACCGAAACCCUCUGAAACCUCCAGUGUGUCGCUCCGACACCAAGCUGUAUGGACAUGGGUGACAGGGAAGCCUUCUCUCCCAAGUAGUCUCAAGUAUAGGUUCCUGAUGUUGCAGUGAACUCGUGUUUCUUUGGGGUGGGGGAGAGAAGAGUGGGCUAUUUGAAAUCUGCUGCUCACUGAUUUUUUUUUUUUU
Messenger RNA from Merops nubicus (carmine bee-eater), 1067 nucleotides. Its product is annotated as tetraspanin-5. Gene Ontology annotation, cellular component: membrane. The coding region runs from base 1 to 840 and encodes 279 amino acids. The record is from RefSeq and is a predicted model, not a curated record. Gene Ontology annotation, biological process: regulation of vascular endothelial growth factor signaling pathway; protein maturation; protein localization to plasma membrane. NCBI's taxonomy places the organism in Eukaryota, Metazoa, Chordata, Aves, Coraciiformes, Meropidae. The transcript has 8 exons.